GGACACGCGAGGCGGCGGGCGCGAGGCGUGCGCGUGGCGCGAGGAGUGAGCGCGGCCGCCCCGGUCCCGGUCCCGGUCCCGGUCCCGGUCCCGGUCCCGGUCCCGUCCCCCGGCGGCAGGGUGCCCAUGGGCUCUCCGCCAGCUGCCCCCAGGCUGCUUUACCGCAGCACCCGCCUGCUUCGCACUGCCUUCCAGCAGCUCCACCAGCAGCAGCAGCGAGACGACGUCUUCUGUGACGUGGUCCUGCAGGCUGAAGGUGAGGCGGUGGUGGCCCACUGCUGCCUCCUCUCUGUCUGCAGCCCCUUCUUCAUGGAGCAGCUGCGCCGGGAGCUGCCCCCCCAGGGUGGCAGGGUGGUGCUGGAGCUGGGGGGGCUGAAGAUCGAGGCACUGCGCAAGCUGGUGCGGUUCCUCUACACGGCCGAGCUGGAGGCUACGCGCGAGGAGGUGCAGGAGGUGCUGGCAGCCGCCCGCCACCUCCGUGUCACUGAGCUGGAGUCACUGCAGCUGCGGGGGGGGCGCCUGGUGAGGCCAGGGCCCCAGCGGCAGCUCGAUCGCUCCUGCCUGCAACCCUCCCGGCACAGCUCCCCCAUGGGGGUGGGUGCCAAGGCUGAGCCCGGCAGUGCCAGCAGUGCCCCUGGGAGUGCUGGUGUCCCCCUGCAGGGGCGGCCGUGCUCUCCAGGGACCUUGGACCCCAGCCCUGGCCCCGUGGGGCGGGUGAAGCUGCGGAAGGUGGAGAGUGGGGGGUGCUGGGAGGUGGUGCGGGAGAGGCAGCCCCCCGCUGCCUUGGCCGUGGGUGACGUGGGGGCGGCAGAACUGCGGCCCCCACCAGACCUGGGUGCAGUGGGGCGGGUGGGCAGGCGCUGCCCACCCCAGCAGCCCCCCUGGAGGAAGCAGGGCCAGGUGCCCACCCCACCCCAGCAGGGCUGUGGGCAGGCGGUGCUGCUGGGGGAGCCCCUGCGUGACCCUGAGGAGGAGGAGGUGGACGUGGGGAUGGAGGAACCAUGCCUGCCCCCCGGCAUCUGCUGUGUCUGGCCCUGUCCCUCCUCCGGGUCGGAUGAGGAGGUGGAUGUCCUUGCCUAGGGGGGCUGUGCCCUCCCCCCCCUACACUUGCAGUUCAGGCAGGGAGGCCCCCCCGGCGAAGGGGCUGCGUGGCACUGAAAUAAAGUGUUGG
Molecule: messenger RNA, 1171 nt
Organism: Chroicocephalus ridibundus (black-headed gull)
Lineage: Eukaryota; Metazoa; Chordata; Aves; Charadriiformes; Laridae
Gene: BTBD18
Product: BTB domain containing 18
Exons: 3
Coding region: 127-1080 (317 amino acids)
Biological process (GO): positive regulation of transcription elongation by RNA polymerase II
Molecular function (GO): protein binding
Source: RefSeq, a predicted model, not a curated record